Molecule: messenger RNA, 702 nt
Organism: Notothenia coriiceps (black rockcod)
Lineage: Eukaryota; Metazoa; Chordata; Actinopteri; Perciformes; Nototheniidae
Product: complement factor I-like
Exons: 4
Cellular component (GO): membrane
Molecular function (GO): protein binding
Source: RefSeq, a predicted model, not a curated record
UCGCAGAAGGGUCAAAAACAUGUAGAGCAGAUCCAUCAGACCCUAAAAGUACCAGCAAAACCCCCAGACCCUCCUGUUUCCACCACUGAAGCCCCAACGACCACUGAAGCCCCAACGACCCCUGAAGCCCCAACGACCCCUGAAGCCCCAACGACCCCUGAAGCCCCAACGACCCCUGAAGCCCCCGCAACGGACGAGUUUCUGGGACCUGUUGAGUGUUUUGAGAAGAAAUUUACUCGAGGAUCUUGUUCGCUGGUCUUCUGUCCUCCGUGGGAGCGUUGCAUUGAAGGACACUGCUCCUGUAAACCUCCGUACCUGUGUCCGGCAGAGGACGUGUCUCCAGUUUGUGGACGGGACAACAGGAAGUACCGCUCCUUCUGCCAGGUCAUGGCCGCCUCGUGUCUUACCCAGAAAACCACCAUGUCCCACUUCGGAGAAAAUUGCGGAGCGGAGAAUCCAACAUUCAUGAGUUCAAUAGACUCUCUGACAGGAGGCGUUAAAGUCUUCCUUCCCAACGAUGAGUUCCCUUGGGCCGGACGGGAGUUAAUGGUUUGCAGCGAGACGUGGAACAUGGCGGCCGCUAACGUGGUCUGCAAGGAGCACGGAAACCGCCUGUGAGAAGAUUACAUCAUAUUAUAACUAACAAUACAAACCUGCAGGGGGGGAAGUAGCCGAGUACAAAUACUACGUUACUGUACUUAA